AUGAUGGCCGCAGCGAGAAUGGCCUUCGCAUCAAGCUGUCGCGUCCACCUCCUCCUCCCUUCCUCGCCUUCAACUCCCAUCCUCGCCAGGACCCGAGUUGGCUGCAGGGGCAUAGCCAAAUCCAUCUCGUUCUUGGCACCGCUAUCGGCUGCGAGAUCCGCCGCCCUCUUCUGCUCUUGCUCCUCGCCUUCCUCCGACGCCGUCGUCGCACCGGCCCCUACGCAGGCGGCCGUAGAGGAGAAGAAGCCGGCGCCCGCGGCUGGGGAGGAGGAGAAAGGCGAGGUUCCGGUGGGCGAGCUCGCUGGCCUCCUGGACAUCCGGGUGGGGCGGGUCGUGAAGGCGUGGCUGCACCCGGAGGCAGAUACUCUGUACGUGGAGGAGGUCGACGUCGGCGAGGAGCAGCCGCGCACCAUCUGCAGCGGCCUCGUCAAGUACUUACCCCUCGACCAACUCCAGGACAGCAAUGUCAUUGUUCUUGCUAACCUGAAACCAAGAAACAUGCGCGGCAUCAAGUCUAAUGGCAUGCUUAUGUGUGCCUCUGAUGCUUCUCACGAGAAUGUUGAGUUGCUCGCCCCUCCAGAAGGUUCUGUUCCCGGUGAAAGGGUAUGGUUUGGAUCUGAAGAUGAAAAGAGUAUUCAAUCAGAACCUGCAACAGGAAACCAGGUUCAAAAGAAAAAGAUUUGGGAAUCUGUUCAGCCUCACCUUAAGACAACGGAUAACUGCGUAGCAGUUCUUGGUGAGCAACCAAUGCGCACCUCAGCAGGCAUGGUUUUCUGCAAAUCAUUGCAGGGUGCAAGCGUGUCAUAA
Triticum turgidum subsp. durum (durum wheat) is the source of this 807-nucleotide messenger RNA. The record is from the annotation of a GenBank genome assembly. NCBI's taxonomy places the organism in Eukaryota, Viridiplantae, Streptophyta, Magnoliopsida, Poales, Poaceae.